AUGGCACCCGCAGCAUCCCAAUUCGAGCUGGCGCAACCGCCUAGCGACGCCAUCUCCUCGCUUUCAUAUGCGCCAGAGUCGCCUACCAGACUUCUGGUGUCCUGCUGGGACAAGAAGAUCUACCUCUACGACACACAUAGCGGAGGCGAAGAUGCGCCAGGCAUUCUCAUCAAAGCCAUUGAGUUCCGGGCGCCUGUCCUGGACGUAACCUUUGGCGCGACAGAUAACGAGGCCUACGCGGCGUGUUUAGACCACUGCGUCUACAAGAUCGACCUUGAGACAGAAGAGAAGCAAGUCAUUGCGCAACACGCUAUGCCGACCUUUCGCCACGCCGUUCUGACCAACCUCACAGCUCUCCUCAUCUCCGCCUCUUGGGACCUCACCCUCCAGAUUCACAACGCAACGUCGCCCUCUGAUACGAACAUCACCGUCCAGCUGCCCGGAAAGCCCCAUGCCUUGGCAGCUAGCCCCUCAAAGGUCGUCGUUGCCAUGACCGCACGCCUCGUCAACAUCUACGACCUGACCAACAUCCCCGCCCUCUUCGCCGAGCCCGGCCCUAACGACAUCAAGCCCUGGCAGCAGCGCGAGUCGUCGCUCAAGUUCCUCACCCGCGCCAUCUCCUGCAUGCCCAACGAUGCCGGCUACGCCACCAGCAGUAUCGAGGGUCGCGUCGCCGUCGAAUGGUUCGAGGACUCGGCCGAGUCCCAGGCUCGCAAGUACGCCUUCAAGUGCCAUCGCGCGGCUGCGCCUGAUGGCGAGGGCGAUAUCGUGUACCCGGUCAAUGCUAUGACGUUCCACCCCGUUUACGGCACCUUUGCCUCGGGUGGUGGUGAUGGGACGGUCGCCUUGUGGGACGCCGAGGCCAAGCGCAGGAUGAAGCAGUACCAAAAGUUCCCCGAUAGCGUCGCGGCUCUAGCUUUCUCCAAGGAUGGCAAGUACCUUGCCGUUGGUGUCUGCCCAGGUUUCGAAACAGGCAUGGAGGACUAUAGCGCUGAAGGCAAGGCAAGCGUGUUCAUCCGUGAGCUUGGCGAAACGGAAGCCAAGGGCAAGGGUGCGAAGUGA
Colletotrichum lupini is the source of this 1062-nucleotide messenger RNA. RefSeq names its product WD repeat domain-containing protein. Gene Ontology annotation, biological process: mitotic spindle assembly checkpoint signaling. Gene Ontology annotation, cellular component: mitotic checkpoint complex; kinetochore; bub1-bub3 complex. Lineage: Eukaryota; Fungi; Ascomycota; Sordariomycetes; Glomerellales; Glomerellaceae. The coding region runs from base 1 to 1062 and encodes 353 amino acids. The record is from RefSeq and is a predicted model, not a curated record. The transcript has 4 exons. Gene Ontology annotation, molecular function: ubiquitin binding.